Messenger RNA from Tinamus guttatus (white-throated tinamou), 2025 nucleotides. RefSeq names its product solute carrier family 30 member 1 (gene SLC30A1). Gene Ontology annotation, biological process: zinc ion transmembrane transport; detoxification of zinc ion; intracellular zinc ion homeostasis. Gene Ontology annotation, cellular component: membrane; endoplasmic reticulum; Golgi apparatus. NCBI's taxonomy places the organism in Eukaryota, Metazoa, Chordata, Aves, Tinamiformes, Tinamidae. The record is from RefSeq and is a predicted model, not a curated record. Gene Ontology annotation, molecular function: calcium channel inhibitor activity; zinc ion transmembrane transporter activity.
AUGAUGAGCAGGCUAGAGCUGGGCCCCCAAACGGCACUGGCAGCACCGAGACAGCCGCGAAGGUCCCUGCGGCAGCAGGAGCAGCAGGGCCGCGCGUGGGGCGAGCCAGCUGGGAACACCCGGCCCGCCUGCUCCGGAGGAGCCCGAGGCCGCCUGCAAGACCAGACCUGCCAGCGCUGGCAGCCACCCGCCGACGGCGAGGCCGCUCUGCGCCGUGAGGAGACCAGCACCCUCGUGGAGAACUGCAGCAGCUCCAACGGCGUCAGCCAGGAGAAGCUUGGGGAUUUGAAAGACGACGUGACUGACCUACAAGUUAAUGGGAACGCUGGUCAUUACUCCCUGGAUGUAGAGGAGGUUGAAGAAGACUCCAGCGCGCAGCUUAACAUGCGUGGAGUUUUUCUGCAUGUGUUUGGCGAUGCCUUGGGCUCGGUCAUUGUGGUGGUGAAUGCCUUGCUCUUUUAUGGUUUGUGGAAUCCAUGCCCCAGAGAUGGGCCCUGCAUUAAUCCAUGUGUCAAUAAUCAUUGCAUGGAAAAUGCUACUUUAUUCCAACCACUUGGCAAAACUAACCAGACUGAGCAAGAGAGCGUUAUGGUGGCUGGCCCGUGCUGGUUGCUAUAUUUAGAUCCUGUCCUUUGUUUGAUAAUGGUUUGUAUACUCCUUUACACAACGUACCCGCUACUAAGGGAGUCAGCCCUUAUCCUUCUGCAGACUGUUCCCAAACAAAUAGAUGUUCAUUCUUUGAACUCAAAAUUACGCACCCUCGAAGGAGUUGAAGCAGUCCAUGAGUUACACAUUUGGCAACUAGCAGGCAGUAGGAUCAUUGGCACUGCUCACAUAAAAUGUCCUGACCCUUCCACGUACAUGAUGGUGGCAAAACGCAUAAAAGAGAUCUUUCAUGAUGAAGGGAUUCAUGCAACUACCAUUCAGCCCGAGUUUGCCAGUGUUGGCUCUGAAUCAGGGAGAGGGAAAUGCGAGUUACCUUGCAGGACUCAGUGUGCUUUGAAGCAAUGUUGCGGAACAGCAGAAGAUAAUACUGGAAAGAAGACAGAAAAAUCCUCGUCACUUAGUAUUUCUUGUUCGGAAGUUGUCAUUGAAUUUCCGCACAACAAAACUAGAAGGACUAAAUCAGAGAGCAUUCCUUCAGUUAGGCUGGAGGCAAACACUGAUCAGAACGAGCAGUUUGAAUCAUCUCUGUAACUCCUGGAAUGGUGCUACCUGAGUGUCGGUGACUUUGACAGCAGCUCUAUUGCAAGAGGAAGGGACAGACGUUUGAGAUGCAAUUUUGCCAAGUAGUGUAAUUGCUGAAGUCCUUGUUCUUGUCAUCUUGCUAAAUCUAGAAUGCUCGUUUUAAAGAACAUACUGUCACUGUCAUGAUACAAUGUGUUUGUGUUGACUUUGUACUGAGACAGGCAGAAAGUGCACCAUGCUGUAACAACUUCAGAAAACCAGUUUCAACAUUUCAGCUGAGACGCUUUUUGUUGUACUUCAAAUUAAAAUAUUUCUUUCCAGUGAAAAUAUAUUUGAGGGAUAAGUCUAUAGGAACUCAACAUGUGUUACAGAUUUCUUGGACCUGCUUUUUCCUUUAAUAUUUGAUUUGUAGAUAUUUUAAUAUAUUGUUUAUUUAGAAGCCCUAAAGAAACCAAAGUUUGUAGAACAUUUUUAAAGCUAUAACUACUUAAAACUGGAAACCACUUUGUCAGUUUCACAUAUUUUUUCUUACGCCUAUAUAAUAAAAAUGUGAAGGCUUUUCUAAUGAAUUUAUCAUAUAGCAUAUUUUGAAGAAAACAUCAUGUGAUUGUUAGCAACUGUCCCCCUCCUAUUAUGGUAAGGUAGUAAGGUAUUUAAAAUCAAGCUCCUAUGAAAACAGCAGCUGUGAAAAGGGUUUUUUCUAUCAAAAUGGAAGUUCAAGUUGCUGUAUUCUGCUCUGUGAUCAGGAUGUGAGGCUGGCAGAUAAACUAACACAUACUUUAAUAUUUUAUGGACUUUCUGGUGUUCUUCCUUGUAUGCAAAUUGGGUGUCUCAUCA